This is a messenger RNA of Acanthocheilonema viteae, 1035 nucleotides long. Lineage: Eukaryota; Metazoa; Nematoda; Chromadorea; Rhabditida; Onchocercidae. The record is from the annotation of a GenBank genome assembly.
AUGGCUGGAGUACGUUUGGAUGCUAUCUCGAGAAUAGCAGGAGCGAAUAUGCGAUCGCGUUAUCCAGAAAUAUCAGUGGGUUGUGCAGCGAUGGAUGCAUUAAUAGGAGGUGGCUUGCCACUGUCUUCACUUUACGUCGUCGAUGAAAAUAAAAGUCGAGCUUAUGCAACUAUUCUUAGUAAAUAUUUCAGCGCUGAAGGUAUAUGUUGCGAGCACUCAUUAUUUGUUGCAAGCACAAGCCGUAAUCCACAAGAAUUACUAGAAGAUCUGCCAGAUCGAAUAAAUGUUGCGGCUGAUGAUACUUUGAAAGAUAAUGUAGAGAAACUCGAAGAUUCAACAAUGAAAAUUGCAUGGCGUUAUUCAACUGUACCGAAAAUGGAUUCAUCACUAUCUCGUUCUCGACGUGGGAUUCCACAGUAUGAUUUAACGAAAAAAAUGGAUCGCAAAAAAGUGGAGGCAUGCAACAUUUCCUUCUUUCCUGAUAGCCUCAGAUUACAAGACGGUUUAUCUAGUUAUAGUGAUCUUUAUAAACGGAUACAGCAGAAACUUAUAGAAGACGAGUAUUCGGCUACUUCCUUGAAACCGAAGAAAAAUGUGCUGCGUAUAAUCAUAGAAGGUGUUGGUGGUCCUUUCUGGCAAGAUCCUGAAAAUGAUUUAAAGUUCAUUGCUCAUUUGCGCACUAUGUUAUGCUCAUACUAUGCUGUCGCGAUGUUAAUUAUUAACUCGAGUGGGAUACCAGAUGAACGAAAGGAAAGACUUUAUGCAUACGGUGACUUGGUGGUCCAUCUGGAUGCUGUAGAAUAUGAUAAUACCAUGGAGAAGUUUGGUGAUCGUUUCGAUGGUUAUUUACGUUUGUUGAAGCUUCCAACUAUGGCAUCGAUGGCAACUUACUGUCCGGCCAGCAGUGAUCUCAUUUUUCAAUUACAGAAGCGGAAAUUUGAUAUCAGAAUUUUGCACUUGCCGCCAGCUCUUGGUGAUGAUGAUAAGAAGAAAAAUUUUAUCCCAAACUGUCAGCAAACUUUAAAAUCUUUUUAA